Molecule: messenger RNA, 2106 nt
Organism: Cylicocyclus nassatus
Lineage: Eukaryota; Metazoa; Nematoda; Chromadorea; Rhabditida; Strongylidae
Source: the annotation of a GenBank genome assembly
AUGGUGGUUGAACAAAUGCAAUUGAAAGGCACCCUUGAGGGCCACAACGUCAUCUCUUCAUCUCGCGAUCGCUCCAUCAUCCUUUGGGAUGUGGACAACAUUGCCACCGAAGGAGAGUCGAUUGGACGUCCCGUAAAAGCCUUGACCGGACACAAUCACUUCGUGUCUGACGUCGCCAUCUCUUCAGAUGGACAGUUCGCCCUUUCCGGAUCUUGGGAUAAGACCUUGCGACUGUGGGACUUGACAACCGGUCAAUCUACUCGCCAGUUCUCGUCACACACCAAGGAUGUGCUCUCGGUUGCUUUCUCUGCUGACAACCGACAGAUCGUCUCUGGAUCACGUGACCGUUCCAUUAAGCUGUGGAAUACCCUUGCUCAAUGCAAAUACACCAUCACUGAGGAUUGUCAUACUGAUUGGGUAUCCACCGUCAGAUUCUCACCAUCCACUCGUGACCCAGUGAUUGUCUCCGCUGGUUGGGAUAAGAUCGUCAAGGUCUGGAACCUUGGUAACUGCCGCUUGAAGACCAAUCACAUUGGUCACACUGGCUACGUCAGCACUGUGACCGUCUCCCCAGACGGCUCACUAUGUGCAUCCGGUGGCAAGGACGGACAAGCUAUGCUUUGGGAUCUUAAUGAGGGCAAGCACUUGUACACUCUCAAUGGAAACGAUGUUAUUCACGCUAUGGCCUUCUCACCGAACCGAUACUGGUUGUGUGCUGCUGUUGGGCCUGUUAUCAAGAUCUGGGAUUUGGAGGACAAGCGCGAGAUCGAGGAACUCAAGCCUGAGAUCACUGGAAAGAGCUCCACCGCCCCUCAAUGCGUGUCGUUGGCCUGGUCGCAAGACGGACAGACCCUCUAUGCUGGAUACACCGACAAUGUUAUCCGUGUCUGGCAGCGUUGUUUAUUUGCUUCUGAUGCUUGGAUGUCAGACCGUGCUGAGGUGAUUUCUUUAUGUAUUCGAUUAGCAGCUGCAGCAGCUCUAUCAUUCUUCACGGUCCGUUAUAUGGUGAAGUUUCUUGAUCCAAAUUACGCUACCAAGGAGGAGGCGAAGAAACGGGUGGCUCAACUGUUCCGUGAACUGGGCUUGAGCGAACGUAUCGAGUUGAAUGAUUAUGAGAUGCGAAUAGCUACUCAGUUCAUCAGUGGAGAGGAUGUUGGUGCUGAGUGGAGCGACGUUGGUGGUUGUGAUGAGCUCAUUGCUGAUCUUAAAGAUAGGAUAAUUCUACCUUUGCAAAUAGCUGCUCAAGCAGAUAGCUCACUGUUAUGCCCUCCAAAAGGGAUUUUGCUAUAUGGUCCACCAGGCUGUGGUAAAACAUUGCUAGCAAAAGCCGUGGCUCGAGCUGCUGGAUGCAGAUUUAUAAAUCUGCAAGUGUCAAAUCUUACUGACAAAUGGUAUGGAGAGUCACAAAAGCUGGCGGCUGCCGUAUUUUCCGUGGCACAGAAGUUCCAGCCUACAAUCAUAUUCAUUGAUGAAAUAGAUUCAUUUCUACGUGAUCGUCAAGCAAACGAUCAUGAGGCUACCGCGAUGAUGAAGGCUCAGUUCAUGUCGUUAUGGGAUGGAUUCUGCAGCACGAAUGAUCAGAUCAUUGUUAUGGGUGCUACUAAUCGACCUCAAGAUGUGGACCCGGCAAUCUUGAGACGUAUGUCAGCACGCUUCCCCGUUCCCGUUCCUUCCGAGAAGCAGAGAGCCCAAAUUCUCAAUGUUAUACUUCGUGAAGAACGUCUAGGCAACGAUGUUGAUUUGGAUAAAAUCGCAGCCAUGGCAGUUGGAUUGUCUGGUUCUGAUUUGAAAGAGGUGUGUCGCAUCGCCGUACUAUCGAGAGCCAAGGCUACAUUAGCCGAGCAUGGCGAUUUGCGGAAUCGUCAAGCUAUUCACUCAGAAGACUUAGAAUUAGCUCUUAUGAAAUAUAUGCGUGCCUACCAACACAUGACUGAUCAAACACUCGAUUGAUUUUAGGCAGAUCUCAUUGCCAUUAGGAUUAGCCAUUUUCUAGUUUUUAAUAAUCUGAUUCUAGAGCAUUUUAAUUUCAUAUGAAGUAGGACGUUUUUGUCCGUUCUAGUCGUGUCCAAAUAAUGCACUAUUGUGCUACGGGCUGUAAAUUCCAAC